This is a messenger RNA of Papilio polytes (common Mormon), 2316 nucleotides long. It is a transcript of the gene Bacc, whose product is annotated as glutamic acid-rich protein-like. The record is from RefSeq and is a predicted model, not a curated record. The transcript is spliced from 3 exons. Bases 102 to 443 code for a protein of 113 amino acids. Lineage: Eukaryota; Metazoa; Arthropoda; Insecta; Lepidoptera; Papilionidae.
UCGCGCCCGCCCGCUCACUCGAUCAGUCAGUCGUGCGUCGGGUUGGAGUAACCAUAUACCUAGCGUUUUAUUUCUAGUAAUUAACAAAAAUCAGAACAAUCAUGAGCACCAAUGAAAAUAACAGUGAAGUGGCCGUUGACAAGGUCGGAGACGAGAAAACUGGGGAUGCGAAAAGUGAUCUAAAAGGAGCCAAAAGGGCAGCAGAGGACAAAGCGACGGAAGCAAAAAAGGCGCGAAAAGAAGAAAAUGGCGGCGGUGACGAAGAAGCACACAGUGAAGAGGACGAUUUGGAAGGAGAAGGCGAAGGGGAAGAGGACGAUGACGAGGAAGUAGACGAAGGUGAGGAAGAUGAAGAAGAUUUGGAAGAGGGUGAAGAAGACGAUAUCGAAGAUGAAGAGGUUGAGGAAGAAUUAUUAGGGGAAGAGGAAGAAGAGGAUGCGUAAUACGCUCCGUGCCUCUAUAAGGACAAUGUCACAGUGAAGUGUUAGUGCACGUGACGCCCGGACUGGCGCGGCCUCGCCUCGCCCCAACGCACCCUCUGGUGCACCCUUGUAUUGGACGAUUGAAAGCGUUCCUUCACAAUGACUAAUACACCGCGAUAUGCGACGUUUUGAGACAUUCUCAAACUUCAUAAGAUAUAAACGUGUUGCCAUUUUAAGUUUUAAUAGUCGAAUUUUAGCCCGCAAAUUGCCAGAUAGUAAUGAAUUAAUAGUAAAAUGGACUAAUACAAGGGUGCGCCGAGUCCGCGGCCCAGCGUCGCGGCGGCCGGUUGGGAACACGCGGGGCCGACGACGCUCCCACCUAAAACGGGUGCAGUUAAUUUAAUAAAUGACAACAAACCGUAAUUAAGUCGAAUCCAAUGCAGAUUUUCAAUUUUUUACAAUGUUAUAAGUUUUAAACAAAGCGGUCCGAUGUACAUUGCGGCGCUCGCUGCUAACAAUUAAGACUUAGUGGAAUGCUGUUGAAUUUUUGUCAUGAGAUGUACAAAUGUGUUUUCUUUUUGAAAGUAAACUUUAUAUCUAAGUGAAAAUUUGCUCUGUAUUUAGAAGUAAUCCUAUGAGCCCGUUAAGUGGCAAAGUUGUGAUAUUUUUCUAUGAAAGUCACGACAAAAACUUUUGUUUAAUAAUACCAUACGUAGGAAGUAAGUCGCAAAAUUAAAUUUAUCCUUUUUAUAAUCGAUGAGAGAUUGUGUAUAUAUAAUAUAGAAUAAGUGAAGCCUAGCAUUUUGUAAGCGGCAAUGCAACUUAGCGUGUUCGCUGCAAUUUAUAUACCACUCUCUUAUUUUCCGGUGGCACCUUCGCGCCCUAAUUGUGUCUGUCGCCGGCGGGGACGAAUUCCCGCCGCGAAGCGAUUAUUAUCGAAUCUGUGAAUUUGUAAAGUUGAAGUGGGUCGGCAGUUGGAAGCCGGCGCGUCGUCUGCCGAGCGCGCGGUACACUUCACGCGACAACAUUUGAUAGAAAAACAUCACAAUUUUGCUACAUUAUGACGCUGCGCGCGCCCGCCACCCCGCCGCUGAUAAAUAGCGUGACGGUUGGCGCGGCGCGGCGCGACACCCAACACCUAACCGGCCCGUAACUUUGUCCAUAUUGUUAAUUAGGAUAGAACCUUCAGUUCGGUAUUCCAAUUUCGAGGUGUGGACUAAGAGAUUCCUAGGUUAAAAAGUGAUCUAGUAAGUAGGUGGUACGUUAUUUUAUGAAGCGACGCCCGGGAAGUCGACUAUGGCGGCGGCGGGCGGAGUGGAGGGGUACGCGUCGCUGCGCCCCCCUCGCGCGCGCGCGUGGCCUCUUUCGAUUUGCCGCCGGCGCCCCCCGCCCCGCCCCCGCCGGCGUCCGUCGCCCCUCGUACCGCGGCUCGGCGACGCGUUCCCGCGCGUGGAAAAUAACCGACUUCGCGGUGUCCAUUGCCGCGCGGCCGAAGUCUGUCGAACGGCGACGGCCGUGCCACCGCGCGUUGGACCGCGACGCGGGCUGACGUCGGCGGCCUGCAUCACAAUAGUCGAGCCACGUCAUAUUUUUUUUCAGCAAGCAUAGACUGCGGGGUUAUUCGAACAUUUAGACGAGAAUGCUUCGCUGCCGCUCGCGCAUCGAAGGGAGCAGAACUGUUUUUAUUAGCAUGAAUUGACAUAAAAAUAAAAGAAAAAUGAAAUUUAAUUAUCUUAUGAAUUAAACCUAUCGUCCCGCCUUUCGUUUGUGGUAAGAAUGAGCUGUUUUCAUAUUGUGUACGUCAAAUGUGAACCUUAGAACGAUUUAUUUAUUUGUGAUAAACACUUGAUUUUCUACAUUUGACAAAAUAAAUGUAAAUACAACCGAUUUUAAG